AUGACAGUUGGGCAGGCUGGGAUGGAUGGAUGCCGGCAGACGACGCAGGAAGACAUCAGGGGCAUUUUUGAUAUCUUUCAACGACAUGGACACUUCGAAGUCGACACUUCACGUGCAUACGCAAAAGGCACCUCUGAAGCUCUCCUUGGGGAGAGUCUUUGGCAGCAGAGAGGUCUUCAGAUGCAGACCAAGAUUUACCCGACAGCGGGCAAGAAUAUGGAUGCCGAGAACUACACGUUGGGUGCCGAAGACCUACGGAGAGCAUUAGAGCGUAGCCUUGAAGCGCUGCAGACAGAGACAAUAGAUUUGUGGUACCUGCACGCGCCGGAUCGCAAGACACCUCUCGAGGUCACCAUGCGUGAAGUCGACAAAUUACAUCGGGAGGGCAAAUUUGCGCGUCUUGGUAUCAGCAACUUCAUGUCCUGGGAGGUGGCACAGAUGUGUGAGCUCUGUGACCGCUACGGCUGGAUUCGUCCCUCUAUUUACCAAGGCAUCUACAAUCCACUUCAUCGUGCAAUUGAGGCGGAACUACUCCCAUGCCUGCGACACUAUGGUAUUUCACUAUACGCCUUUCAGCCCUUGGCUGGCGGAUUACUUACUGGUCGCUACCGCUACGACACGACGUCUUUCGAGGCUGGUUCACGAUACGACCCCAACAACUCUCAGAGCGGUGCUAUGAAUGGCCGUUAUUGGAACGAGACCACUUUUGCGGCCCUAGCAAUAAUUGAGGAUGCUGCCAAGCGACACUCUCUCACGAUCCCGGAGUGCGCAUACCGCUGGCUGAUCCACCACUCAGUUCUGGAUAAACAGCACGGUGAUGCCGUUAUAAUCGGAGCGAGCAAUGAGAGGCAACUGGAAAACAAUUUGGCGAAUUUGGAGAAAGAGACCCUUCCACAAGAUGUGCUCGAAGCCAUGGAGAUGGCGUGGCAGAAAAUCCAGGAGCCUAUUCGGAAGUACUGGCAUUGA
This is a messenger RNA of Aspergillus melleus, 966 nucleotides long. Its product is annotated as aldo/keto reductase family protein. The transcript has 2 exons. The record is from RefSeq and is a predicted model, not a curated record. NCBI's taxonomy places the organism in Eukaryota, Fungi, Ascomycota, Eurotiomycetes, Eurotiales, Aspergillaceae. Gene Ontology annotation, molecular function: oxidoreductase activity. Bases 1 to 966 code for a protein of 321 amino acids.